Molecule: messenger RNA, 1179 nt
Organism: Leptonychotes weddellii (Weddell seal)
Lineage: Eukaryota; Metazoa; Chordata; Mammalia; Carnivora; Phocidae
Source: RefSeq, a predicted model, not a curated record
AUGCUGGAUGUGCUGCUGACCGCCUCCUGGCAGUUUCUGUUUAUCGAAACACUGGGUGCAGAUGUGUUCGCAGAGCUGCCUCGAAGUCUUGUCGGGGCGGUGCCGGUCCUCUCCAGAGACACCGCGUCGGGGAAGAAGGGCCACCACUUGAGCCAGGUGAAGACCCCGCACAACCCCUUGGACUCCAGCGCCCCACUGAUGAAGAAGGGGAAGCAGAGGGAGGUCCCCAAGGCCAAGAAGCCAACCUCGUUGAAGAAGAUUAUUCUGAAAGAACGGCAGGAGAGAAAGCAGCAGCGUCUCCAAGAAAAUGCCGUGAGCCCAGCUCUCGCCAGUGAUGCUGUACCGGAUGGUGAGAGCGGUGGUGACGAGGCCCUCGAGCCGGCCGACCCCUCAGGAGGGCCGGAGGCGUCGCCGUGCUCUGCGCCCAUGCUGGAGGGCAGGUCAGAAGAGCUGCCGAGAGCGGAGCUCCAGAAGGAGGUAGAGGGCUGCCACCUCGUUCCCAACGGCGCUGGCUGCCCCAAGAUCCACAGCCGGAGAUUCCGGGAUUACUGCAGCCAGAUGCUGAGUAAGGAGGUGGACGCCUGUGUGACGGAUCUGCUGAAGGAGCUGGUGCGCUUCCAAGACCGCAUGUACCAGAAAGAUCCAGUCAAGGCUAAGACCAAACGCCGACUCGUGCUGGGGCUGCGGGAGGUCCUCAAGCAUCUGAAGCUCAGGAAACUCAAGUGCAUCAUCAUCUCUCCCAACUGUGAGAAGAUCCAGUCGAAAGGUGGGCUGGACGACACGCUGCACACCAUCAUCGAUUACGCCUGUGAGCAGAAUAUUCCCUUCGUGUUCGCGCUCAACCGCAAAGCUCUGGGGCGCAGUUUGAACAAGGCCGUUCCCGUCAGCGUGGUGGGCAUCUUCAGCUACGACGGGGCCCAGGACCAGUUCCACAGGAUGGUCGAGCUGACGAUGGCCGCCCGGCAGGCGUACAAGAGCAUGCUGGAGAACGUGCGCCGGGAGCUGGCUGGGGAGCCUGGGCCCCCGGCUCCGGCCAGCCCGCCCGUGCAGGGCCCCGGCGGCUCGGCGCAGGACGGCCCCCCUGCCCCUGCACCCGGGAGCGAAGAGCCUUACUACAGUGAGUGCUGGGGAGGGCUGAGCAUCCUCAAGCUCCGCGUCGACUGAGGAAGGGGCAGAGCG